Molecule: messenger RNA, 2818 nt
Organism: Macaca mulatta (Rhesus monkey)
Lineage: Eukaryota; Metazoa; Chordata; Mammalia; Primates; Cercopithecidae
Gene: SSTR5
Product: somatostatin receptor 5
Biological process (GO): cellular response to glucocorticoid stimulus; regulation of insulin secretion; neuropeptide signaling pathway
Cellular component (GO): neuron projection; plasma membrane
Molecular function (GO): somatostatin receptor activity; neuropeptide binding
Source: RefSeq, a predicted model, not a curated record
UCGUCAGAAAACCAGCACGUCUUCCCCUUGGGUUCUGGGACCAGCGCUUUCAACGAUAAAUCCUUUGGGGCCAGGCAGAUCCCAGCUGAGACCCUGCGGCGCGCCAUGCCCGGCCUGGGGCGGAGGUGAGACAGGCCGCGCACCUCCAAGCUUUGACACGUCCUUCCUCCAAAGGGUGGAGGCUCCACAGGCCCCGCACGAGCCCGACGUGCCCCCGGGCUGCCGCCAUGGAACCCCUGUUCCCAGCUUCCACGCCCAGCUGGAACGCCUCCUCCCCGGGGGCUGCCUCCGGAGGUGGCGACAACAGGACGCUGGUGGGGCCGGCGCCCUCGGCGGGGGCCCGGGCAGUGCUGGUGCCCGUGCUGUACCUGCUGGUGUGCGCGGCUGGGCUGGGCGGGAACACGCUGGUCAUCUACGUGGUGCUGCGCUUCGCCAAGAUGAAGACGGUCACCAACAUCUACAUCCUCAACCUGGCAGUGGCUGACGUCCUCUACAUGCUGGGGCUGCCCUUCCUGGCCACGCAGAACGCCGCGUCCUUCUGGCCCUUCGGCCCCAUCCUGUGCCGCCUGGUCAUGACGCUGGACGGCGUCAACCAGUUCACCAGUGUCUUCUGCCUGACGGUCAUGAGUGUGGACCGCUACCUGGCCGUGGUGCAUCCGCUGAGCUCCGCCCGCUGGCGCCGCCCACGUGUGGCCAAGCUGGCGAGCGCCGCGGCCUGGGCCCUGUCUCUGUGCAUGUCGCUGCCGCUCCUGGUGUUCGCAGACGUGCAGGAGGGCGGCACUUGCAACGCCAGCUGGCCGGAGCCCGUGGGGCUGUGGGGUGCCGUCUUCAUCAUCUACACGGCCGUGCUGGGCUUCUUCGGGCCGCUGCUGGUCAUCUGCCUGUGCUACCUGCUCAUCGUGGUGAAGGUGAGGGCGGCGGCCGUGCGCGUGGGCUGCGUUCGGCGGCGCUCGGAGCGGAAGGUGACGCGCAUGGUGUUGGUGGUGGUGCUGGUGUUCGCGGGAUGCUGGCUGCCCUUCUUCACCGUCAACAUCGUCAACCUGGCCGUGGCGCUGCCCCAGGAGCCCGCCUCCGCCGGCCUCUACUUCUUCGUGGUCAUCCUCUCCUACGCCAACAGCUGCGCCAACCCCAUCCUCUACGGCUUCCUCUCUGACAACUUCCGCCAGAGCUUCCAGAAGGUUCUGUGCCUCCGCAAGGGCUCCGGCGCCAAGGACGCUGACGCCAUGGAGCCGCGGCCAGAUAGGAGCCGGCAGCAGCAGGAGGCCAUGCCGCCCACGCACGGCGUCGAAGCCAAUGGGCUUAUGCAGACCAGCAAGCUGUGAGGGCCCCGGCAGGGGGGUGGGCGGCCCCGCAUCACCCCCAGGUGCACUGCAGUGACCCCCACCCGUGACCUGCCAGUCAGGAUGCUGCCCGGCGGUGGUGUGAGGACAGAGCUGGCUGAGGCCAGGCUGGGGUGGACACAGGGCAGAAGGCGCCCCACAGUACCCCCACCCCCUCCAGCCGUCUGCCACAUGGCGGGGCUCCCGGGAGGUGGGGGGCUUGGCCGUGCCUUGAAAGUGCUCAGGGCUGCCUCACCCUCCGUCCGGCCCCAGCCCAUGCCGGCUUUCCCUCUGGGGAGCGACUUUUCCAGAAGGCCGGCCAGGCGAGAGGGUCUUCCUGACUGCAGGGACUGACCUGCCCGGCCCACCAGCUACCGUGCCCUUGAGUCAGCUCCGAGCCACCUGGUCCACGUCCGGGGCUGCUCUGCUAAAUUUAAAGGCACCCGAAAGUGCUUGACGCAGGUCCGCUGGAGUCCCUGGCUGCGGCCCCAGCCCCUCGCUUGCCCUGCACUGUGUGGACUCUGGGGACACGGAUGUAAGGGGAGUGUGGCUGGGCAGCCACCGGUCAGCCAGGGUCACGCCCGUCCUGGGGGCCCCACCCUGCUGCCCGACACCCCCCACAGGACUCUGCGGGUGGCAGUUGCUGUCUCAGAGAGGGGAGCGGGGGGGCUUGGGAGUUGGCCCAGCCAGGGGCGAGGUGGGGAGGCGGCCGGUGCAGAGGAGAGCCGGGGGCUGAGGCUGGGGUGGAGGCUCCGGCCCUCCAGGCUUCGGGGGGUGCAGGUGGUUGUGCUGUGCUGGGAUUGGCUCUGUCUGGAGGGGUCCAGUGCAGGUUGUGUCUGGGGGCACUAGGGAGAGGGGCUCCUGCUGGAGGAGGACCUCAGAGUCUCGGGGGGCUCUUGAGGGAGGGUGGUGAGGACGGGGAACUUGCAGCUGUCUCUUCUGCUUUGGGACAGGGACUCCGGCCCGGGAGAGGGAACGGGGACAGGAGCAGAUGCCAGUCAUCCAGGCGCAGUGGGGAGCUGCUCCCCAGGCCACAGCAGACAGCACUGCUGAGAGAUGGCGGACGCGUGGGUGACGCAAAUGGCAGGUCCUGGGAAUCCCGCUACCCCCCACCUAGAAUUGUCCCACCUGCCCCACCCCAAACGCCAGCUCCUCCUGGCGCCCCAGGCCCAGAAUGUGGGCCCGGAGAGACUUGCUGGGGUCUCUGGGGCACCUUGGCCUCACUCUGAGGCUGGAAGGAGAAGGACCAGGGUGUGGCAUCACUCGGCCCCAGGGACCCCACUGCCCUGCCCAGCACUGGCCCCGACCCGCGCUCCUGCCGUCUGCUCAGAGCGGGACCUCGUCCUCCCGGAGGGUGCAGGGUGCGGCUGAGUGGGCACAGAUCCUGGCUGGAGAAAGGCCCAGGCGGAGGCCAGGCCUGGGAAACAUCUGAGCGAUGAGGACACGCGUGUUUGACAACUGCUCCCCUGAAUAAACACGAGGAUACAUGUUUGAUCCUU